AUGGAAAACGUUCAAUUCGCUCAAUUUAAUGAAAAGGCAUCUCCUCACUUUGCUCCCCGGCCGAAACCUCGGCCUAUCCCUACCCCCUCUGAAGCCAUUCAGCUUCCGGGUUACGGCCUGCCCUUGAAUUACCUUCCACCUCAGAGAGACCGGUUCCCCGUGCUCAUGGGCGACCAUAACAAGGAUUGGAAAGCAACAACUUUGCUCAUUCGCCAACCCGAGUGGUGGCGCAAAGUUCGCGACCCCAAUAUCGCGGCGAGAUGGAAGCAGGAGGUUCUGGGCUUAAACUGGGCAGAAUACAGGAAACAUGGAGACUUUACAUACAAGAACAUGGCAGAGAUGUGUAUCCGGGAGCUUUGUAAAAAGGCGGCUUUAUACGAAGAAACAAGCUUGAUUCCAGUCAUGGAUCACUCGACCUGUGUCGCCAAGUCCGACAAGCUCGUCUCCGACGACUUGACGGAGCGGCUCAAAACGGCGGUCAGGUCUCUUGAGCAUGUGGCAGACAGCGACAAGGAUUGGCACCCGGAAAGCGACGGCAAGGUCCUCGACUUGGUGCACCCGUCACUCUUUCCGCUACUAUACGGCCGUUCUCGCAUCAUGCGGCAGCUGGAGGCGACAAUCGACUGGCGCGGAGCACCAAUAGAAGUCGUGUCGCCCAGAUUUCAGUGGUUGCCAUGCGACGUUGUCAUUGACGAAAAUGGUCGGGCCACCAUUGAGAGUUACAUUAACAACCUGCACCCAAAGGACCACGCUGGUUUGUAUUCCGUUAUAGAGCAGUUUAUUCAAAAGUCCCUGCCAGCCUGGGAUCUAAUCUACCGUUGGGUAAAGAGGUUCCCUGUGCAGCGUCUGACAGCUCGGAAAGUUGGUCGGGGCGUUUCGCGACCUGACGUCGUCCCUGACGAGGCAGCGAAACAGAGUGAGGAGGAUGAUGAUGAUGGCGAGGAACACCAAGAUCAAGGAUUAGAUGGCGACACUCUGGGCCAACCUUGUAGCGAAGAAAUCGAGGACGCAAAAAAGAAAUACCACACCUCUGAUGAUGAGAAUAGUGACGAGUCCGGAAAUCCAGAUGAUGUUGAUUCCGACGGUGAGGAUUAUGAUGAUGACGAUGAUUUGGAACCCAAGCUGGAAUUGGAAACACGUCGGACCCUCGAGAUUCUUCAAUCGCACUCCUCGCAUCCAAGUUAUCGUGAAACUAGCCAAGUUCACCUCACACCCGACAAACCAUCCUACGACGGCGGCUCGUGGCAUAUUGAGGGCCAACUGAACGAGCACAUUUGUGCGACGACUCUGUUCUAUUAUGACUGCCACAACAUCACCGAAUCCCGGCUUGCAUUCCGUACGCCCGGUAACACGGAGAACCUGAGCCAGCGGCUAAAGUAUCCACAAAACGACAAGGCGUCCAUCGAGCGAGUAGUUAUUUGCAAUCCGCAGCGGCUUCGACACUCUCCAAGACGUGGGAAGCGUACUCACGCGCCCUGGGCGGUCGCUGUUCUUUUCAAACUUGUGCCAACACCGAGUGCAGCCCUUCAAGUUAGAGGACCCAACCAAGCCGGGACACAGGAAGAUUCUCGCACUGUUCCUGGUUGA
Messenger RNA from Metarhizium acridum CQMa 102, 1587 nucleotides. NCBI's taxonomy places the organism in Eukaryota, Fungi, Ascomycota, Sordariomycetes, Hypocreales, Clavicipitaceae. The record is from RefSeq and is a predicted model, not a curated record.